AUGACUGCGGAUCACGUUGAUGCCCCUGUCAAGAACACACAAAACGAAAUAGGGUUAACAGGGAAGAUAUAAAUUCAUACUUCUCUUCUGGUUGACUUCCCAAGGCUUUUAGAUCCAACCCUUAAAAGAUCAUUGUACUCUAAUUUCUCUUUGUCAGUUUUAGUGUGGGGUCUCCUUAAGUUGAGGAUUUUUCGUAGGUAAAAUGUCUGUUCCUCAUGGAAUAUUCUAUGGUGUAGUUUGGAUAUGCGACAUAACUUCUCGAUUUCAUGAUGAUACUUGUGUUACCUGACAUAACCACAGCCAUUCAUUUUGAUGCAAUAGAUUAUCAUUUAAAAUGACGAAUUAAGGGGUGAUUUUGGAGUUCACCUAUUAUUUUUCUACUUUAUGGUGCUGGAGAUAUGCGGAGAAUAAUUUAGUCAGCUCUUGAGGGGGGGUUGGGAGGGAGGGAGAUGCCUCCUCUUAUGGGUUUUUUGUUGUAGAAUGAUUCUCCGUCCGAAAGGAAGAAAAAACUUGUGCAACUGUGGAUGUUGGAAGAUCAUUCGAAACACGUUAAAAUCUGGUGUGCAAUCUUCUUCUCUUGCCCCUUUCCCAUAUAUCUCUCGCGUUUUUUUUGUUGAGUCCCCAGUUUCCGGCCAUCCAAGGGGGGGACGCUUCUCUCCAAUAUGUAGUUCCAAUUGAGUAUGGAUACUUCGUCAAAACAACUCUUCGACUAUUUUCAUAUGAUGGAUAAAAUCUCCCCAGGAGCAAAGUCAGUUGGAUACUUUCAUUAUUCCUCAAUUAUGGCUUACAGCUAUUUAAAUUCUAGUGAGAUGGUUAAAACCACUUGUUUUCUUCCCGGAAUCAGAGUAUCUGAUAAACUACUUAACGGCAACACAGCUGUUGUGCUCUUUGUACAAGAGACCUAGGAGUCCUAUGGGAAGAAUCUGGCAUAAUUUUGACACGGAUAUAUUAUCAGAGGCACCAACGGUAUCAUAUAAUUAGGAAAGACAAGGUCUCUGCCCUUUUCUUCAAUGAAACAAUCGAGUAUAGACUCUCUAUCGAAGAUGGGGUGAGUUUUUAGAAUGUGUGUUUACAUGUACUCUUUUAUUUUAAUUUUUAAGUCUCAUUACGACUCUCCGUAGUAGUUCCCUCAACCACCCUUUUUUCUUUCGGCAAAAUCCCUGCCCCCUACAACCAUUGAACAUGGGUGCCGUUCAGGGUCACCGUAAGGUGGGAGUGGAGCCACUUGUUGGGACGGGGAGGCGGUGGAGGCGAAUUCCGUCACCGUCGAAACCGUCAGCAGAGGCGGCGGAGGCGAAAAGGGAACGGGGAAAAGAUGAAAAUGGGGACGGUGGUGUUUGCUGUCAGGUCUUGUGCUGUACUUAUGCGUCUAUUCACGGUUUAUCCAUACGUUACUUUUAACGAUCCAAACGCGGUGCCAUUGACUCGUUCUGAGCGUCGAACGGGUGCAACUCGUAAUUCUAAGCCAUCAUUUCUCAUCAGGUUCCGGAUAUCCUUCACACAGGUGUCAUUCGCAGGAUAGGGGCAUGGCGACCCUUUGGCGCCGCCUUCAGGCCCUUCUCGCUCGAAUUUGAACUACAGAGCAUGAGAUCGCAGAAACGGAAGCUUCGUGAAAGGGGGAUUGAGACAGGAAAGACAACAAUUGUGGGGUGA
Spirodela intermedia is the source of this 1653-nucleotide messenger RNA. The record is from the annotation of a GenBank genome assembly. NCBI's taxonomy places the organism in Eukaryota, Viridiplantae, Streptophyta, Magnoliopsida, Alismatales, Araceae.